GCUGACGCUCAGCUGUGCGGUGCCGCCGUGCUGUCAGCCGCUGCUCGCCGAGGAGCUCAUCGCAGUGACACGUUUUCGCUUUGAUCAUCGUCAUCAGGAACCGACUGCAUCUUUCUGAUCAUCACUGGCGUUACAGUUAAAGCGUCGCCAUGGCAACCGCGUGUCCCGCGAGGAUGAAGACGUGCGUCUGGGAAUAAACCCAGUGUGUGUGUGUGUGAUAUAAUUAUAACAAUUAAUAAUAAUACUAUUGUUAAUAAUAAUAAUAAUAAUAAUAAUGUAACACUGCUGAUGUGAAAUAAGGCGUUUGAGUCACACACACACAUAAACACACUAUUAUUAUUUUUUUUUAUCAUCAAAUCACCAGAAGUCAGCUUUCACUCACAUAGACGUCCUUGUUUAUUUUUAAUCUUCACGAUGAAUGUUGGCACAGCGCACAGCGAGGUCAACCCUAACACGCGUGUGAUGAACAGCCGGGGCAUGUGGCUGUCAUAUGUGCUGGGCAUCGGCCUCCUGCACAUCAUCCUGCUCAGCAUCCCGUUCGUCAGCGUGCCUGUGGUGUGGACGCUCACUAACCUCAUCCACAACAUGUGCAUGUAUCUCCUGCUGCACACAGUCAAGGGGACACCAUUCGAGACCCCGGACCAGGGCAAAGCUCGACUUCUGACCCACUGGGAGCAGAUGGACUACGGUGUGCAGUUCACCGCCUCACGCAAGUUCCUCACCAUCACCCCGAUUAUCCUGUACUUCCUCACCAGCUUCUACACCAAGUACGACCGGGUCCACUUCGUCAUCAAUACAGUGUCUCUGCUCACCGUGCUCAUCCCCAAGCUUCCUCAGCUGCACGGAGUCCGGCUCUUCGGGAUUAACAAGUACUGAGGAUACUUUCCGCUCGCUCCCCGAGCCCUGCGCUCUCAAUGUGGACCUGCCCUCGGUUCAGAAGCUUUUUUAACAAAGCAGAGAAGGCAGUGCUGAGAAAUGAAAAAAGGAGAAACUUCCGCACGAGUCACUUAACACCACGGCCACUGGUAAUCGCGAUUGAGGACUGAUUGCGAGUGAGAGCUUGUUGAGGAUGAGGUGAAGAGGAUUUAUUACAAAAAGUUUAGAUAUUUUCCUUCUCUGGACCUGACUAUGUUUGCUUUUAGAAGUCUGUAUGCUCAGCCGUACUGGAAAACCCAUCAAACCACAGCAACACCAGUGUUACGAUACUACAAACUUGAUAUUCCAAGCACAAGAGAACAUUCUGUACCUGUGUGGAGAAACAAGAAUGCUGGAAAAUAUAGUUCUCAUCACUUUUUAUGGGGAUGCCUGUGUGAUGUAGCU
Molecule: messenger RNA, 1320 nt
Organism: Clarias gariepinus (North African catfish)
Lineage: Eukaryota; Metazoa; Chordata; Actinopteri; Siluriformes; Clariidae
Gene: ormdl3
Product: ORMDL sphingolipid biosynthesis regulator 3
Exons: 4
Coding region: 415-876 (153 amino acids)
Biological process (GO): ceramide metabolic process; intracellular sphingolipid homeostasis; negative regulation of ceramide biosynthetic process
Cellular component (GO): endoplasmic reticulum membrane
Source: RefSeq, a predicted model, not a curated record